UAAAAGCGAAUGUUCUCGUCCCAGUCACUCACAUUCAACCCGCUGCACACCAAAUUUUAAGUCACCAUGGCCCGCGUGUGCUUCCUGCUGUGCGUACUGCUGGCCGCCGCCGCUGUGGCCGACGAGCCCAAGGAGGCCAACAACGUCGAGGGCAUGGACCAGAGGCACUUCCCCGUCGUGCACCUGCCCGUCGGAACUCUGCACGUACCUGCAAAUGGCAACGGACCCGUCGUCAACGUCCCACAAACCAACCCUGCAUCCGCCAUCGCCAGCACCGGAGCCAACUUUGUCAACAACAUCGCCAACACCCUGCAAAACCUGAGACCAACCCUGCCUCCUAACACCCAAAGCGUUUUCCGCCCCUGGAGCUUGUGGGGAUGGUUCAAGAGACCCUCACCCGCUGUCGCUGCCCAGCAGGCCGCCUACCAGGAGCUCCACACCCCUGGCAAGCCCGGAGUGUGCCCGUAUGUGCGUCGUCUCGCCCCGGCUGGUCCCUCCGGAGCCUCCCUGUGCGGCAACCUGUGCUUCAAUGACUGGAACUGCCCUGCCAAGACCAAGUGCUGCGCCACCGAGUGCGGCUACGCCUGCCUGGACGCCGUGUUCAACGCUCAGCACAAUUUGCACACCUUCGACAAGUACCACUACUAA
Molecule: messenger RNA, 648 nt
Organism: Neocloeon triangulifer
Lineage: Eukaryota; Metazoa; Arthropoda; Insecta; Ephemeroptera; Baetidae
Exons: 3
Coding region: 67-648 (193 amino acids)
Cellular component (GO): extracellular region
Molecular function (GO): peptidase inhibitor activity
Source: RefSeq, a predicted model, not a curated record